CGUUUCCAGUGUGAAGACCGAUUUCAGUUUUUUUUCCGUAAACUCGUGCAAAACUCGAAGAAAAUACAAUUUUUUUUUUGUUUUCAUCUUCCAUUCACUAAGUGCGAGUGAAUGAGCGAGCGCCGUGUUGUAAUCAGCGGAUCAAAAUCAACAACUAUCAGAGGAGCGCAUAGUUCAACUACGCAAAAGAGUCGAGCCUAGUCAUCCAGCCAGGCAGCCAGAAAGCGAAUCGUUAGCCAAUCUUCAAUCAAGAUGAGUCCGCCGGCAUUACUAAGCAAAGACGCGCCCGAUAUUGAGGAUCUGUUGGCGUUGAAUCCGCGCGUUAAGACGCAGUGCAGCGUGGUGCCCACCAAGCAGACCAAGGAGAAUAAGAAGCACUGGAAGCGCAAUGUCGAUCACAUGGCGGUGCCCUGCACCACAUUGGCCAAUAACUUUGAGGACAUUAAGCACACGACAUUGUCGGAGCGCGGCGCUCUGGAGGAGGCAGCCCGCUGUCUUAAGUGCGCCGACGCGCCCUGCCAAAAGUCCUGCCCCACGCAGCUGGACAUCAAGAGCUUCAUUACGUCCAUUGCCAAUAAGAAUUUCUAUGGCGCCGCUAAAGCCAUAUUCUCGGACAACCCGUUGGGCCUGACCUGCGGCAUGGUCUGUCCCACGAGCGAUCUUUGCGUCGGCGGCUGCAACCUGCAAGCCUCUGAGGCGGGCCCCAUCAAUAUUGGCGGCCUGCAGCAGUUCGCCACCGAGGUGUUCAAGCAAAUGGGCGUGCAUCAGCGACGCGCGCCAAAUCUGAAGCCGCUGGCGCAGCCGAACAAGAAAAUUGCUCUGAUCGGCGGCGGACCUGCCUCACUCUCGUGUGCCACAUUCCUGGCCCGAUUGGGCUACAACGACGUUACCAUCUACGAGCGUCGCAGCUAUCUGGGCGGCCUAAGUGCUGCCGAGAUACCACAGUAUCGUCUGCCCAUCGAUGUGGUCAACUUUGAGAUUGAUCUGGUCAAAGAUGUGGGCGUCAAGUUCGAAUUGCAGCGUUCGCUCAGCACCAAGGAUCUGACCAUUGAGGGAUUACUGUCUUCAGGACACGAUGCCAUCUUUGUGGGCAUUGGAUUGCCUGAGCCAAAGAUCGAUCCAAUUUUCAAUGGCUUGAACACUCAGGCGGGCUUCUUCACGUCCAAGAACUUUUUGCCAUUGGUUUCGGACGGCUCGAAGCCAGGUCUGUGCGCCUGCAAAUCGGCCCAGACACUGCCCAAGCUCUAUGGCAAUGUCAUUGUCCUGGGUGCCGGCGACACGGCCUUCGACUGCGCCACCUCGGCGCUGCGCUGUGGUGCGCGUCGUGUGUUCGUUGUCUUCCGAAAGGGCUCGACCGGCAUUCGGGCCGUGCCCGAGGAGGUGGAGCUGGCGCGUGAGGAACGCUGUGAGCUGAUGCCAUACUUGAGUCCGCGCAAGGUCAUUGUCAAGGAUGGCCAGAUCACGGCAAUGGAAUUCUGCCGCACCGAACAGAACGAUAAGGACGAAUGGGUGGAGGAUGAGGAGCAGACCGUACGUCUCAAGGCAAACUUUAUUAUCUCUGCCUUCGGCUCGGGCCUGCAAGAUGCGGACGUUAAGGAGGCGCUAUCGCCGCUAUCAUUCCUCAGCGGAUUACCCGUAGUGGAUCGCCAGACCAUGCAGAGCAGCGUACCAGCGGUCUUUCUGGGCGGUGAUCUGGCCGGCGUGGCCAACACCACCGUGGAGUCGGUGAACGAUGGUAAGGUCGCCGCCUGGAGCAUUCACUGCCACCUGCAGGGUCUGCCCCUGGACACACCCGCCGCACUGCCGCUCUUCUAUACGGACAUCGACAACGUUGACAUAUCCGUCGAGAUGUGCGGCCUGAAGUUUGAGAAUCCCUUCGGCCUGGCCUCGGCACCGCCAACCACCAGCGCAGCGAUGAUACGCCGCAGCUUCGAUCAGGGCUGGGGAUUUGUGGUGACCAAAACGUUCGGCCUCGACAAGGACAUGGUCACCAAUGUCUCGCCACGCAUAGUGCGCGGCACUACCUCCGGCUAUAAGUAUGGGCCGCAGCAGGGCUGCUUCCUCAAUAUUGAGCUGAUAUCGGAGAAGCGAGCCGAAUACUGGCUGCGUUCGAUUGGCGAGCUGAAGCGUGAUUUUCCCAAGAAGAUCAUCAUUGCGAGCAUUAUGUGUGGCUACAAUGAGGCGGACUGGACGGAGCUGGCGGUCAAGGCCGAACAAUCUGGCGCCGAUGCCCUCGAGCUGAAUCUGUCCUGUCCACACGGCAUGGGCGAGAGCGGCAUGGGCUUGGCCUGCGGUCAGGAUCCCAAGCUGGUGGAGGACAUCUCGCGCUGGGUGCGCAAGGCCGUCAAAGUGCCCUUCUUCAUCAAGCUGACGCCAAACAUUACAAACAUUGUGUCCAUUGCUGAGGCAGCGCAUCGCGGCGGCGCCAAUGGUGGCUCGGCCAUCAAUACGGUGCAGGGCCUGAUGAGCCUGAAAGCGGACGCGACAGCCUGGCCAGCGAUUGGCAAAGAGCAGCGCACCACGUACGGCGGUGUCUCCGGCAAUGCUACACGCCCCAUGGCGCUGCGUGCCGUUUCGGAGAUAGCCAAAAAGUUGCCAAAGGAAUUCGCCAUAUUGGGCAUUGGCGGCAUUGAUUCCGGCGAGGUGGCGCUGCAGUUUAUUCAGGCUGGAGCUACGGUAUUGCAGAUCUGCUCAUCCGUACAGAAUCAAGACUUCACGCUCAUCGAAGACUAUUGCACCAGCUUGAAGGCGCUGCUCUAUCUGAAGGCUAAUCCGCCGCCAAAUAAUGGCGCCUUCUGGGAUGGACAAUCGCCGCCAACACCAGUGCAUCAGAAGGGCAAGCCGGUGGUCCACUUGACUGGCAGCGGCAGUCAGACGCUGGGCUUCUUCGGCCCCUAUCAGCAACAGCGCGACAUCAAAUUGGCCGAUUUGCGCAAGGAGAAGGGCGCCCUUUGGGAUGCCGAACGGACUGCCGUUGACAGCUCCAAUGCUGGCGCCGUCAUCAAGCUGGCGCCCAAGAUAGCAGAUGUCAUUGGUGCGGCACUGCCAGGCAUUGUUUCCUACAAGAGUCUUGACAACAAACAGCAGAAGGUGGCUCUCAUCAAUGAUGACAUGUGCAUUAACUGUGGCAAGUGCUAUAUGACGUGUGCUGACUCCGGCUAUCAGGCAAUUGAAUUUGAUAAGGACACGCAUUUGCCGCACGUCAACGACGACUGCACCGGCUGCACGCUCUGCGUCUCCGUCUGUCCCAUUAUCGAUUGCAUUCGCAUGGAACCCAAGAAAAUACCGCACGUUAUCAAGCGAGGAGUCGAGGAGAAGGACAAGACAUUCUACACGCAUGCUCUAAGCCAAUGUCAAUAAUAAUACUAAAGGAAAUAGGAACCAUAUUGAUUUACUAUAAUAGAAUGAGCUAAAAAUUAAUUUUUGUGCUCUAUGACCUUAUAAUUUUUUUUUUAUCAAGUGCCAAUAAAAACUAUGAA
Molecule: messenger RNA, 3479 nt
Organism: Drosophila hydei
Lineage: Eukaryota; Metazoa; Arthropoda; Insecta; Diptera; Drosophilidae
Gene: su(r)
Product: dihydropyrimidine dehydrogenase [NADP(+)]
Exons: 6
Coding region: 253-3360 (1035 amino acids)
Biological process (GO): thymine catabolic process; uracil catabolic process; 'de novo' pyrimidine nucleobase biosynthetic process
Cellular component (GO): cytoplasm; cytosol
Molecular function (GO): iron-sulfur cluster binding; dihydropyrimidine dehydrogenase (NADP+) activity; uracil binding
Source: RefSeq, a predicted model, not a curated record